GGAGACUUAAUGACCCGAGGCAGGUGUCGGUAAAGGUAUAUAAACGGCGCACUUGAGGGGACCACCAAACACACCCUUGACGGACUCCCUCUGAGGCAGAUUAUCUUCGCUACUCCUACAACAUGAGGUUCGUGUUCGGGUUCCUGGUUGUCGUGGGGCUGGCAGGCGCCGCCCUCUCCCUCUACGUGCCCGGGACGAAGCAGGAUAACGCCCUCCUCGAAAAGGAGGUUGGCGCCACUUUGAAGGAAUAUGAGGCUGCUCUGUGGAAUGACGAUGCAAGGAUGGGUCUGAUGAGGGAUAGUGGCGAGGACAGCGACAGUGACAGCGACGAAGAGAGCGACAGUGUCAGCGACGAGGACACCAGUGAAGAAGACUCCAGAGCUAUGAGAGACGACAGUGUCAGCGACAGUGUCAGCGAAGAAGACAGCGACAGUGUCAGCGACGAGGACAGCAGUGAAGAAGACUCCAGAGCUAUGAGAGACGACAGUGACAGCGACAGCGACAGUGUCAGCGACGAGGACAGCAGUGAAGAAGACUCCAGAGCUAUGAGAGACGACAGUGACAGCGACAGUGUCAGCGAAGAAGACAGCGACAGUGUCAGCGACGAGGACAGCAGUGAAGAAGACUCCAGAGCUAUGAGAGACGACAGUGACAGCGACAGUGUCAGCGAAGAAGACAGCGACAGUGUCAGCGACAGUGUCAGCGAAGAAGACAGCGACAGUGUCAGCGACGAGGACAGCAGUGAAGAAGACUCCAGAGCUAUGAGAGACGACAGUGACAGCGACAGUGUCAGCGAAGAAGACAGCGACAGUGUCAGCGACGAGGACAGCAGUGAAGAAGACUCCAGAGCUAUGAGAGACGACAGUGUCAGCGACAGUGUCAGCGAAGAAGACAGCGACAGUGUCAGCGACGAGGACAGCAGUGAAGAAGACUCCAGAGCUAUGAGAGACGACAGUGACAGCGACAGUGUCAGCGAAGAAGACAGCGACAGUGUCAGCGACAAAGACAGCGACAGUGUCAGCGAAGAAGACAGCGACAGUGUCAGCAACGAGAAUAGCAGCGAAUAAGACUCAAGAGCUCUGAAACGACAGCCCGCCUCGCCCCUGAGGCAGGCGGGCAUGCAGUCACGGGAGGCAACACACGCCAGCCCUGCAUGGUGGACGCCGCGGCACACGCCUGCACAAACACGCACUCCUCUACACCGCACCAAAGUUCACUUGGACUGCUGAGCGGGACGCAAACUUGUUCCUUCACCUCACUUUGUUUUGAGCCAUGAACGUCAGUCACUUCACCGCCCGUCCCCCGGCAGCCACAACUACAACGAUGACGACAACACCAACAGCAUCAACAACAACAGCAACGUCAACGAAACUCCAACAUCAACGACAAUACUAAAUCGAUACCAUUAUCAUUAAAGCGGUAAAGCAACAGCAACAAAGCAACGAAAACACCGGCUAUUUACAUCGUCAGGAAAAUUGUAAACCAAUGCAUUUUGUCUCCUACGAAAUAAAGGUGUGACGUUG
Molecule: messenger RNA, 1523 nt
Organism: Eriocheir sinensis (Chinese mitten crab)
Lineage: Eukaryota; Metazoa; Arthropoda; Malacostraca; Decapoda; Varunidae
Product: clumping factor B-like
Exons: 5
Coding region: 123-1067 (314 amino acids)
Source: RefSeq, a predicted model, not a curated record